Saccostrea echinata is the source of this 1884-nucleotide messenger RNA. Its product is annotated as F-box/LRR-repeat protein 21-like. The record is from RefSeq and is a predicted model, not a curated record. Gene Ontology annotation, molecular function: protein binding. The transcript has a single exon. The coding region runs from base 15 to 1457 and encodes 480 amino acids. Lineage: Eukaryota; Metazoa; Mollusca; Bivalvia; Ostreida; Ostreidae.
AACGAUAAUAAGAAAUGAUGAAAGGAAGCUCACCAGAUCAAGGUGGACCUGACUUUAGUGACCUUCCCACAAUUGUUUGGGUCAACAUCUUGGACUACCUUGACCUAAAUAAUAGGUACCAUGUUUCAGUCACCUGUUCAAGACUUAAUGAAGCGUUUAACCAUCCUACUUUAUGGCGGAAAAUGAAAUUAUUCGUACUGGGAAACAAUGAAAACUAUGGUUUUUAUAACCAGGUGGUGAUACCAGCCAAAAGCAUCAAUCUUGUCAAACAUUUUGGAAAAUAUUUCCAAAAUUUAACUUUUGUUAUUAGUGGACAUUUGGAUCAAGACUUUGGUAAUUGGAAUGAUCUCGUAGAGGAAGUUUCCAAAGAAUGCAGACUGGAAACGUUAACACUGUACGCAGGAGUUUUAACGUCAAUCCGUCAUUUUGCAGGGAAUCGAUCCUGCAGUCGAAAUUUGAAACCACUUGUAAAUUUUGUGAAGAAUGCAUUUCGCUUGAAAAAUCUGAACAUUGUUUCCUGGCCUAUGUUUCCUCGAAACUUGGAAAAUCUUGAUGAAAACAUCUUCGAAGCAGCCAUGUUAAACCCUAAGCUCAAAGACUUGGAACACAUGAGUUUGUUUUGGUCUAACACUAAUGUAUGGACAGAAAGACAACCAAUCCUGCUCUCUCCCAGAGAAACGGCGGACUUUGUCGGACAUUUCAACAAUCUGAAACAUUUAGCUCUGCGUUCACCUAUGAUGGACGAGAAUCUCUUGCAAGUUCUAUCAUCCAAACAGAGACAAACAUUGAAACGUCUACAAAUACUUGUCAACUACAUACCAGACGAUCCAGAUUUCGCAAUACCUGAAAUUUCCGACAAGGCUUGGGAAUGUUUUUGCUUGAAGAACGUUGGCGUAGAAGUGGAAAUAACGGUUAUGUCUCGAGUCCCUCUAGUUGAACUUUCAAAUAUAUUAAAACCUUCUUGUCCAGUUUCUGUCACGAAAUUUAUGGCGUAUUCUCGUUGUGACGAAAAUGUCGUUCAAUAUGUUACUGAAAAGUACAAAAACACACUCCAAUGCUUCGAGUCAUAUGGAGAAGACUCAACUUUUGAAAACGAGCUUGUAAGCAUGGUAGAAAAGUCACCAAACCUUCUACAACUUCUAUACCGUGGAAGGAUCAGCUGCGAAAAUGUAGAACGGUUGGCGGCGCUUCGAUCAAAUUCAUGGAUGACCUUCAAUUUUCUAAAGGAGAACAUAUUUGUAAAUAAUACUGAGGAUCCGUAUGAUGAAGAUCAAGUGAUUGCGAAAGGCCCGGAUGGAAAAUAUGUCCUUGUGGCUAUGCUGAGGUUUCAUCAAAGAGAACAAAUGCAAAGUGAGCACGAUAUUAGAAAACAAGAAAUGAUUGAUACCGUGUCGAAGUAUUUGGGAUAUAAAUGGAGUCCCACGCCUAAGAAAAUUCAACAGGGGGCACAAAAUUGAAAAUACAAUGUACAUGUAUCAUCAAUUUAUUUAGGGGUCGUAUGGGGGCUGUAUUCUGCCCCAUUUCCAAUGGUAAAACGUACGUGUUUUUCCCGAUUUCAUAAAUGAACAUUCACAAAAGACAAUCGAAACAAACAAAUAUGGUAAAAAAAAAUAUCCGAACUCAGUAAAAAGUAUAUCAGGAAUGGUGUUAAAAUAUGCUCCAAAAACUGAUUUACUGAAUUUAAAAUAAGUCAAUAUUCAAUAAAUACCUUGCAAAUGAAAAAAAAAAAACCCUGUAAUUUGAAUUUAUGUAGAAAAAUGUUAGAUAUGAUAUUUUCCCAAUAUCAACCAAAUAUCACUGUUUUUCCCAAGUAGAAAGGCCCAGGCCCUUGAUUUCAAACCCCCUGAUAAUAUUUAAUAUAGGAGUAUAAAAUUUGCACAUGCU